This is a messenger RNA of Xylaria bambusicola, 1761 nucleotides long. RefSeq lists its product as uncharacterized. NCBI's taxonomy places the organism in Eukaryota, Fungi, Ascomycota, Sordariomycetes, Xylariales, Xylariaceae. The record is from RefSeq and is a predicted model, not a curated record. The transcript is spliced from 2 exons. Bases 1 to 1761 code for a protein of 586 amino acids.
AUGGGCGUCUCGCAUCUACACCAUCGUAGCGCGAGGCAGACGGCGCGGCUGAGGCAGAUCAUGAUUAUAUCCGUCAUCUGUCUCGCCAUCUACUGCUUCCUGCUCGUACCCGAUGAGAGCUUGGAUGGCUCACGGUCGAUACAUCCAGAAGCAUACCGGUCCCAAUCCCAGCACACACAUGAGGCGCAGAGGAAAGGGGAGAGUCGCAACACUCUCCCCGCAGAUCUCCUAAGCAAUCGCUUCCUGACUGAGGAUCGAUGUCGCGCGAGCUUUCCCGGUUUGUUAGAUGAGGUAGAUAACGAGGUAGCGAAAGGCCCGUUCAAGCUUGAGCGACGGGAGAAUGAUCUCGGACCGCUCGUGGCGCGAAUCCAAGAUGGCCAGCUCUACAUCCUCUCAGCGGCUCGCAAAACCGAUCUAAGCAGAGACAUGCUCGCGCACCGCUCCGCAACACUCCAUGCAAUCUCCAACGCACUCCUAACCUGGCCUCGUCCACCCUCCUCCUCCUCCUCCUCCUCCUCCUCCUCAUUAUCCCCCUACUCACACAUCCCCAACACCAUCUUCGCCUUCAACCACCACGACGAUCCCCUCCCAAACACAUUCUCCUACUCGCGGCCCGGGGACCCAAUCCUCCAGUCCACACCCUCCGGUGUUCCAAAGCGCUUCUUCCCAAUCCCUCACUUCAGCUUCUACGCCUGGCCCUUGCCAUUCAUAGGCUCGAUGCACAGCGCAUCACAACGCAUCACCCUCCUCGAAUCCUCACUGCCUUUCUCUGAAAAGGAUCCCCGCGCGGUAUGGCGCGGGACAACAUGGUUUAAUAAUCCGCGCGCGGGGCGUCUGCGGCAGAACCUCGUGCGGGCCUUCGGGACGAGCGAAGAGAAUGCAAAUCAUGACCCUAGGAAAGAGAAGGUCAGGCAAUGGGCGGAUAUCGAAUCCCUCGAUUGGUCUUCUAGUAAUAAGGGAGAGAAAGGGGGUAGGAGGGGUAUGAAUACCGGGGAGCGCAACGCGAGCAACGCGUUGCGCAUCGAGGACUUCUGCAAGUAUAAAUACAUCAUCCACACCGAGGGCGUGACGUACAGCGGACGCUUCCAGUUCCACAACCUCUGCGCGAGCGUCGUGCUCUCGCCCCCGUUGGCGUGGAUGCAGCACGUCACGCACCUCUUGCGUCCCGUGUUCAGUUACACGCUCGACCCCCAGGCGCUCGAUUCUCCCUCCUCCCCCUUUUCUUCUUCUUCUUCUUCUUCUUCUUCUUCUUCUUCUUCUUCUUCUUCUUCUUCUUCUUCCUCAUCCCGCUCGCUCUUCUCCUUCUUUUCUUCACAGCGAUCAAGCGAAAAUGCAAACGAGAAAGGUGUGAGAAACAACGACAAAUCUACUGCUCCCGGUCUCCCUCGCACCCCCAUCGACCUCGGCCCCCGCGAGAAAUCCCCCCCGUUAUCGCCGUAUCCGGCGCCGUGGGUGCGCGCCGCAUGGCCGACGGAGCACGACGUCUCGGAGGCGAACAUCGUCUUCGUGGCGCCGGACUGGAGCGAUUUAGAGGCGACCGUGGCCUGGCUGGAAGCGCAUCCGCGGAUCGCCGAGGGUAUCGCGAAGCGGCAGCGCGCGUUGUUCGCGGACGGCGGAUACUUCAGUGCCGCGGCUGAAAUGUGUUAUUGGCGGGGUUUGAUCCGGGGUUGGAGCGAGGUUGUGCGUUUCGACGAUGGGGAAUUUAAUGAUUUGGAAGGGAUGACGUGGGAGGAGUUUUCACUGAAGGAGAUUCACAAGUAA